Molecule: messenger RNA, 1412 nt
Organism: Fukomys damarensis (Damara mole-rat)
Lineage: Eukaryota; Metazoa; Chordata; Mammalia; Rodentia; Bathyergidae
Gene: Eif4e1b
Product: eukaryotic translation initiation factor 4E family member 1B
Exons: 7
Coding region: 60-803 (247 amino acids)
Biological process (GO): translational initiation
Cellular component (GO): cytoplasm; eukaryotic translation initiation factor 4F complex
Molecular function (GO): translation initiation factor activity; RNA 7-methylguanosine cap binding
Source: RefSeq, a predicted model, not a curated record
UUAAAAGCCAGCAGCUGGAAACCCUGUAGAUGCUGGGUCCCUAAAGCUUGAGGCUUGGCAUGGCUACCUCCUAUGCUGUGACUGAAACUGAGGGUGAAGUCAGGGAGAAAAAGGAGGAAGAGGAGAAAGAACAAGAGAAGGCAGAAGUGGGGGAUUGCACAGGAGAGAAGGCUCCAAAGUCUCCUGGGACCAGGACUCCGUUAUCUCGGAGGGGAAAGGAGAAGGGUGAAGGCCCCGUGGAGGUCAAGCUAGAGCUUCACCCCCUGCAAAACAGAUGGGCUCUGUGGUUCUUUAAGAAUGACCGAAACCGGGCCUGGCAGGACAACUUGCAUCUGGUCACCAAGUUUGACACUGUGGAGGACUUCUGGGCGAUGUACAGUCACAUCCAACUGGCUAGUAAACUCUCUCCUGGCUGUGACUACGCCCUGUUCAAGGACAGCAUCGAGCCCAUGUGGGAAGACAGCAGGAAUAAGCGGGGUGGCCGCUGGCUGGUCAGUCUUGCCAAACAGCAGCGCCACAGUGAGUUGGACCGUCUGUGGCUGGAGACAUUGCUAUGUCUGAUCGGGGAGAGCUUUGAGGAGCACAGCAAAGAAGUGUGUGGUGCUGUCAUCAACAUCCGAACCAAGGGGGACAAGAUCGCUGUGUGGACAAGGGAGGCAGAGGACCAGGCCAGCGUGCUGCACAUUGGGCGUAUAUACAAAGAGCGCCUGGGCCUCUCCAUGAAGACUGUCAUUGGGUAUCAGGCCCACAUCGACACAGCCACCAAGAGCAACUCUUUAGCCAAGAAUAAGUUUGUGGUGUGAGAGGCCCUUGGCACUACUUAGUCAGUGGGGCAGCCACCCCUGACUUUCUUAGUGCCGUGGGGUGUAUGGGGAAAGGAGGGGCUGAACUGUUGUUUCUGGGCAGGACUGGAAGACCGAUAACCUGGUUUUACCUGUUCUGAAGUAGGUAUGAACACCUUUUUUUUGUUCGAGGUUUGUUUGUUCCUAAACACUUGGGCUGAAGCGAUAGUCCUGUAUCAGCCUGCUAAGUAGCUUGGACCAUAGGGACUUGCCACUUUGGCUUCAAACGAACAGUCCUUACAGGAGUUGGGACCCGGCCUAGAGGCAGGGUAGUGGCGGUGGCAGCAGUCUGAGAUCCUAGCCUUGCUUGAGGCCACAGGGCCAUAGAAGGUUGGAGAAAACUCCUGGGUUUGCUUGUCAUACCCUGGGGUCUGAGGGUGGAGAAAGAAGAGCUUUUUGUCCUCUCCUCUGUGGAUAGGACCUUCCAGCUGGAGCCAGUGCUGCCUGUGCCUCUCCUGCUUUAGGGCUAGACUGAAGAAGUGGGUAGACCAGCCCCAGACCCCAGGACAGGAGCUAGGUGGUGGCUAAGGUCUCACCCUGGUUUUGUUAGUGGUGGAUUCACUUGAAAAU